Castor canadensis (American beaver) is the source of this 2672-nucleotide messenger RNA. RefSeq names its product ATR interacting protein (gene Atrip). Lineage: Eukaryota; Metazoa; Chordata; Mammalia; Rodentia; Castoridae. The record is from RefSeq and is a predicted model, not a curated record. Gene Ontology annotation, biological process: DNA damage checkpoint signaling; DNA repair.
GCGAGCGACGGCGCGCGGGCGGUUGAUCCUGCUCCUGCCUCGCGCUUACAACUAGGGCUCCACUUACACCGACGCUUGGGGCCGAAGGGAGGCAUGGCCGGGAUUUCCGCGCCGGGCAGCAGGAGGCGGAGCGGACCCCCGUCACCUCUCCCUGGCCCGCCGCCCGGCACCGGGUACCCUACGAGCAAACGGGCCCGGGGCUUCCCCGCAGCCUCUGCCCCGGACCCCGAAGACCCGUUCGGCGCGCAUGGGGAAUUCACCGCCGAUGACCUGGAGGAACUCGACAUCCUGGCGUCACAGGCCCUGGGCCAAUGCCCGGCCGCGGCUCGAGACCUGUCCUGUGUUCAUAAGAUCCGCAGAUUAGAUGGGAUAUCAAAAAAUCCUGCAGGGAAAAACAGAGAAAAUGCUCCAGUUAAAGAUAAUUUUGAAUUAGAGGUACUUCAGACACAAUACAAAGAACUUAAAGAAAAGCUGAAGGCAAUGGAAGAAGAAGUCCUCAUUAAGAAUGGAGAAAUUAAAAUUUUGCGGGACUCACUGCAUCAGACAGAAUCUGUUCUAGAAGAACAAAGAAGAUCACAUUUCCUUCUUGAGCAAGAGAAAAUCCAAGCACUCAAUGACAAAGAAAAGGAGUUCUCCAAAAAGCUCCAAUCACUGCAGUCCGAACUCCAGUUUAAAGAUGCAGAAAUGAAUGAGUUAAGGACAAAACUUCAGAGCAGUGAGCGAGCAAAUAAACUAGCUGCUCCCUCCAUUUCCCACGUCAGUCCUAGGAAAAACCCUUCUGUGAUUAUAAAACCAGAAGCUUGUUCUCCACUAUUUGGAAAAACAUCUUUCCCUACAAAGGAGUCUUUUAGUGCUAACAUGUCCCUUCCCCACCCCUGCCAGCCAGAGCCAGGAUACAAGUCUCUGGUGGGCAGAGAGGUUUCAGAUAAUAAGACCCACAUUCUGAGAGGUAACCCCAUAAAGCAAGAAGUACAGCAGAGAAAUCUUGCUGACAGCUGGAUGCAGAGAUCAAACACUCAAGGUUCCAUCUUGAUAAACCUGCUCCUGAAGCAACCUUUGGUCCCAGGGUCAUCCUUAGGUCUUUGCCACCUCCUGAGCAGUUGUUCUGAGGCUCCUGCUGGCACCUUUUUGCAGCCACCAGGACUUGGCAGUACCUUGUCUGGGAUUUCAGGCCUCAGGACCACAGGUUCUCAUGGUGGGUCUUUUUCCCCCUCUGCCCUGAGAGAAGCACAGAACCUGGCAUUCACUGGACUGAAUCUGGUUGCCAGGAAUGAAGGCUCACAUGACGAAGACCCUGCAGAGGGAGGCAGAAGAGCCUUUCCGCUCUGUCAGCUUCCUGGAGCCAUGUACCUCCUUCCCCUUGUACAGUUCUUCAUCGGCUUACACUGCCAGGCUCUGCAGGAUUUGGCAGCAGCCAAGAGGAGUGGAGCACCCGGAGACUCUCCGACACAUACCUCCCGUGGGAGCUCUGGGGUAGAGGCCAGCCCCGAGGACUCAAUUUGCAACCUCGAAGCCUUCUGUGUGGCUUCACUUAGCAUCCUUCAGCACCUGGUGUGCCACAGUGAAGCAGUAGUCUGCCAGUUACUGUCAGGAGUGGGGGCGGAUUCUGCUGCUGGGGAAGGAAAUGAGAGCCUGGCUCACAGACAGAGUUGUGCAGAUAUGAUCUCAGCUCCUAGGGGGCUUGCCGACCACCAAGGUCAGCAUCCACUGUUGAAGAUGCUUCUUCACCUAUUGACAUUCUCCUCUGCAGCAACAGGUCACUUUCAAGCCAGUGUCCUGAGCAAAUGUCUCAAGGUUUUGGUGAAAUUAGCUGAAAACACUUCCUCUGAUUUCUUGCCCAGGUUGCAGUGUGUGUUGCCAGUGCUGUCACAGUGCCUCAGCUCAGAGACACCACUGCCAUGUGUGCUGCUGGCUGUUGAGCUACUCUCCCUGCUGGUGGACCACGACAUCCUUGCACAACAGCUGUGUUCCCAUUCUGAAGGCUGUCUCCUCCUGCUGCUGUACAUGUACAUCACAUCAAGGCCUGACAAAGUGGCCUCGGAGACACAGUGGCUUCAGCUGGAACAAGAGGUGGUGUGGCUCCUAGCCAAACUGGGUGUACAGAGCCCUUCCCCCCCAGUCACUGGCUCUGACUGCCAGUGCAAUGUGGAGGUGGUCAGAGCUCUCACAGUGAUGCUGCAUAGACAGUGGCUGACUGUGCGGAGGACAGGAGGUGCCCCAAGGACUGACCAGCAGAAGCGGACAGUACGCUGUCUCCGGGACACAGUUCUGCUGCUGCACAGCCUGUCCCAGAAGGACAAGCUGUUUUCUGUGCACUGCGUGGAGGUCCUGCAUCAGUAUGACCAGGUGAUGCCAGGGGUCAGCAUGCUGAUUCGAGCGCUCCCUGAUGUGACUGAUUGUGAAGAGGCAGCUCUGGAUGACCUCUGUGCCACAGAGACAGACAUGGAGGACCCUGAGAUGGAUUGUGGCUGAGGCAGUGAGCAUCCAGCCACACGGUGGCACCAGCACCACUGCUUUCCUCACCAUGUACACUGAUUAAAAGCAAUGAUCAGCAGUUCCUGCUGAGAACCAGCCUUGUUUCCUGAGUCUGCUCUUGUUUGGCUGAGUGGGAGGGAUGGGGACCCACAGAGGCUGGCCACCGAGUCUUCUUCCCCGCCCUCCCCCCAGCCCCC